Molecule: messenger RNA, 2893 nt
Organism: Drosophila virilis
Lineage: Eukaryota; Metazoa; Arthropoda; Insecta; Diptera; Drosophilidae
Gene: Pdcd4
Product: Programmed cell death 4
Biological process (GO): negative regulation of DNA-templated transcription
Cellular component (GO): nucleus; cytosol
Source: RefSeq, a predicted model, not a curated record
UUACUCUCAGUGGAAUUUUCGUCGUGUUCGCUUCGUUACGGAUAUUUGAAAUCUUAUUUACCAAUCACCUUUUAACAUUUAAAAAUUCAAUUUUGCUACAGCUUUACUAAAAGUUUAUAUACAACUUGCCCAAUAAGUUGAACAAAAACACAAAUAUUGAAUUGUGAAAGAAACUUGAAUUGGAACACGAACUGCAGCGCGCUAAUCAAGCCCUUUCAUACAUACGAACGUAUGUGUGUAUAAGUGCAUUGCAGGCUCCAAUUUCUUAACUGGGAGGGUGUUUGAUAGGCAUAUUUUGCUAUAAACGCCGUCGCAUCGGUGAUUUUACGAUAUUUUUUGCAAGUUAUUUACAUUGAAAGUGAAUGGUUGAAAAUAAAAAGAAACAUAUACAUCUAAAGUUAUUUUGCAAUUGCAUUUUGUGUGCAUUCUAUUGCGAACUAACACACGCGUAGCAGAGAACACACAUUCGCAUACACAUAAAACCCCCCCCCUAUAUACAGACGAAUCUCAACGUCAAAAGCAAGUUGCCAAACAAAAACAAAACAGGCUCCAGCAAUUGCAGCGCGCCAACAUCGCCGUCGACGUAGCUGCAUUUAGCCCAGCGUCGACGUUGUUUUUGUUGUUGUCGCCGCGAGUGUAAGGCCGCAAACGGACAAGAGCACAAAACGCAAUCAAAAAGUAUACACGCUGAGCCGAUCAUAACGGAAGUAGGCGAACACAACAAGGAACACAAGGAAAGUGUAGCACCUGGUCACACAGUACAAUCAGCCGACUAACAGAACUCUGAAAAUCAAAGAGAAAUAUUGAAAAAGAGAUAGAGAGAGAGAGAGAGACAGAAAUAAAGGUUGAAAGAGAGGCAACUGUGUUUCUUACUCUAACUGUUGUUGUGCACUCCAACUAGGAGCAGCAGUGAGAAGAGCAAGAGAGAGGCAGAAAGGGAGUAAACCAAAGGAAGAUCCGAACGUACAUAUAGUGUAAAAGAGAGUCGAGAGAGGGUCAGAGAGAGAGAGAGAGAGAACAGAUAAAGAGAGCGAGGGAGAGAGAGAGAGAGAGAGAGAGAUAGAUACCAACAGUAUGGAGUUAGAGUCCAAUAUUAAUAAGAAAGCCAACGGGGACGUCUCCGCCAACGACGGUGGCUCCGACUCAAAGGAAAGCUCCGUGGAACGAGAGCUUAAUGGCGAAAUUGAGGCGGUGGAGUUGAACGGUAGCUCCUCCAAUGGCCAUCUAGGCGGGCUCAUUAAGAAGCCGCUGCCUGUGGGCGAUGGUCACGAUGGGCGCAUCAAACGCAAGGCCAAACGCCUCAUCCAAAGACAAAACAGCGGCAGCGGCGGCAGCGGCAGUGGCACCUCAGCCACAGCGCUGACCAAUGGCGUCGCUGCUGCUGUUGGGGCUGGUGCUGCUCCAGCUGCCGCCAACUCGACGCUUUCAUCGCUGGCCAACGGCAUGUUGCCAGCUGGCACAGGCUAUGUGGUGCCGCAUCGUCGCUGGAAGAAUAGCCGAAGAUCCCGGAAUUUGACGCGUGGUCGCGGUCUGCCCAAGAAAGGUGGGGCCGGCGGUAAAGGUGUAUGGGGAUUGCCCGGCUCGGAGGCUCUGGCCGAGGUUUACGAGGACGAAAAUGAUCCCAACUAUGACAGCGAGGUCAACGAUCGGAAUGUGGAGCUGCGCGAGGUAAUCACCGAACUCACUCCCGAGGAGUUCUUCAAGCUGGCCGAGCCCAUUGUGCUCGAAUACUAUGAGCACGGGGAUACGCAUGAGGUGGCUGUCAGUUUCGAUGAGAUAUUGCAGAGUCCGUUGCGUGAGCAUAUCACCAGCAUUCUGGUUGAGAUUGCAAUGGAUCACAAGGACUCGCAGCGGGAGAUGACCUCGGUGUUGAUUUCCGAUCUCUAUGGCCGCGUCAUCACUGGCAAGGACAUCGAGAAGGGCUUCAACAUGGUGCUGGCCAAUCUGCCCGAUCUCAUACUGGACACACCGGAGGCGCCAGUCUUGCUGGGCAACUUUAUGGCCCGGGCAAUUGCCGAUGAUUGCAUGCCGCCCAAGUUUGUUAGCCGACCCGAGGAACACCAGCAGCUGAACGAGCAUGCCGAGCAGGCGCUUCGCCGUGCCGACGCCCUGCUCCACAAGCAGGUGUGGGCCCAUCUGGACAAUGUUUGGGGCAUGGGCGGUCCCCUGCGACCGGUGAAGACCAUUACCAAGCAGAUGACGCUCCUGCUCAAAGAGUAUCUGUCCUCCCGUGACGUUUCCGAGGCGCAACGCUGUCUUCGCGCCCUCGAGGUGCCCCACUAUCAUCAUGAGCUUGUCUACGAGGCCAUUGUUAUGACACUCGAGUCCUUGAGCCAGACCACCGAGGAGGCCAUGUGCGAGCUGCUCAAAUCGCUGGAUCUAACGUGUCUGGUUCUGCCAGCUGGCAUGGAGCAGGGCUUCAUGCGGGUCUACGAUGACAUGGCGGACAUCGUGCUGGACGUGCCAUUGGCGUAUAUAAUACUCGAUCGAUUUGUGGAGCGCUGUAAUCGUGCCGGCUUUCUAACCGACAAGAUUAUCAAUAAUGUGCCAUCGCGUGGACGCAAACGUUUUGUAUCUGAGGGCGACGGCGGACACGUUAAGCCGGCCACUUUGCCCUUACGCGACUAAGGAGCGAGGAUUGAUUGAUUCCGCAGCAGCAACAACAAAAAGCAAAUGAAAACAAAACAAAGAGACACAACAACAAUAUCACAAAAGCUACAACAACACCGAGAAGCGUGCGAGCAACAACAGCAACAACCGUAAACACCAUGAAACGUUAGGAGAGAGAACAAAUGGAAGCAAAAGCAGCAAAAAAAAGCAAAAGUUGUUUAUUUUGUUGUUGUUGCACAUGGACGAACACAGAGAGGACAUGGAUAAAAAAAAAAAAAAAAAA